AAAAUGCUUCAUCUCUCAGUGAGCUGUUUAACACGGCUCAGGCAGCAAUUGGUACAGGGACAGCAAACCAGGCUGCAUCUGCUCAGCCCCAGUCACAAGCUCCCUGCUUCCUCCGUGUGUGUGUGUGAGCGAGCGAGCGUGCGUGCGUGCGCGUGUGUGUGCUAGACACAGGCAUCCGCUCCCCGCAUCUCGCCGUCUCCUGCAUCCUCCAGGAGCGAGCAGAGGCUCUGGCUCCCCGCGUCCCAGCCUCGCCGCUGUGUCUCCCGGCGGGGAUUUGCGCGUGGGGCGUGGGAUGCGCUGAGCACCCGCGGGACCAGAGCGGAGGUGGUGGCCGGGAGCAGCUGCCAUGGGCAUCGCGUGGGAAGCUCUCUAGGGCUCGCACUCCCAAGCACGACCCUGACCCUGAGCCAUGGGGGUGCUGAUGUCGAGGCGGCAGACGGUGGAGAAGGUGCAGAAGGUCAGCUUGGCCGUGUCGGCCUUCAAAGACGGGCUGCGGGAGCAGCCGGCGGCGCGUCGGCGGGCGGAGGCUGGAGGCACGCGCCGCGGGACGCUGGAGCAGACGGUGCAAGAGGCAGAGGAGGAAGCGCCCGCGGGGCCCUCGCAGCCGGAGGAGGGCAGCGCCGGCAAGGCCGCGUGGGAGCGGCUGCGGGACGGCCGGGGUGUGGAGCCGGAGGAGUUUGACCGAGCCAACAGGUUCACGCCGCCCGCCUUCAUCCGGCCGCAGCGGGAGCUGCACGAUGACGAGCCUCCGGACAUCAGCCUGGAGCAGCGGGAGCAGAUCCUCAACGACGAGAUGUGCGAGAUCUGCGAGGUGUGGACAGCCGAGAGCCUCUUCCCCUGCCGCAUCUGCAGCCGGGUGUACCACGACGGCUGCCUGCGCCGCAUGGGCUACCUGCAGAACGACAGCGCCGUGGAGGUGACGGAGACCGCGCACACCGAGACCGGCUGGAGCUGCUACUACUGCGACAACCUCAAUCUCCUGUUGACGGAGGAGGAGAUGUACAGCCUGAUGGAGACUUUGCGGCAGUGCAAGAUCAUUCCAGACACCUGCCUGACGCUGGACGACUUCCUGCACUACAAGCACCUGGUGCACAAGCAGCAGUUUGAGCAGCCCAUGGGGGAGGCGCAGGAGGAGCGGGCCACCCUGCAGUUCUCCGCCCUGGACCCCGACAAGAAGGGGCACGUCGAGUGGCCGGACUUCCUCUCCCACGAGUCCAUCCAGCUGCUGCAGAAACUCCGGCCGCAGAACUCCCUGCUGCGGCUGCUGACGGCCAAGGAGCGCGAGCGGGCACGCGCGGCCUUCCUGUCCCUGGACCAGGACAGCGACGGCUUCAUCGUGGAGAGCGAGUGCCACAAGGCACGGCACGCCUGGUUCCGCAAGCACCAGAAGGAGACGCCGUCCUGCAGCGUGAGCAUCAGCCACGUCGGGCCCAUGUCGGAGAGCAGCCCCGCCAGCAGCGGCAGCGCCAAGAGCCAGGAGAAGACGCCGCUGGCCGCGGAGCAGGAGGACGCCCGGCGCGUCGACUGGCCCGGCUUCCUGCGGGACAACGUCGCCUACAUCCUGGCCGCCCGCCCCAACAGCGCCGCCGUCCACCUGCAGCCGCCCGCCUAGCGCCCGUCCCGCCCGUCCCGCCCGCCCCGGCGCCAUCUUGGCCGGCGACGCCUUUCCCCCCUUAGGGAAGAGCCCCGUUGUCGUGGAAACCUGCCCUGCGUAUCCCAUUGGCUGAGGGAAGCCCUGCCCACUUCGCCCCGCCCGCCAAUCCCGCACGGCUCCCCGCUGCUUGCCUGGGGGGGAGCCAGCUGCUGAUUGGCUGGCGGGGGAGAAGACGCGCCGCUUCUCCUCCUGUCUGCACGUCGGAUUGGUCGGGAGGGAUGGGUGGUGGGCUGUGAUUGGGUGAGGGAGG
Oxyura jamaicensis (ruddy duck) is the source of this 1904-nucleotide messenger RNA. RefSeq names its product PHD finger protein 24 (gene PHF24). The record is from RefSeq and is a predicted model, not a curated record. NCBI's taxonomy places the organism in Eukaryota, Metazoa, Chordata, Aves, Anseriformes, Anatidae. The coding region runs from base 410 to 1612 and encodes 400 amino acids. The transcript has 8 exons.